AUGGAACGCGUCAUUUUUGGCUUGCACAAGAACAAUUUUGCGUUGGAAACCGAAGUGGAAGCUGGCUACGAAAAAACCGACACCCCCGCUGAAAAGGACGCCGAGCCGUUGGCCGAGAACGCGAUCGCGGCGCUUGAAGCGCAUGAUCGGGACGCUGCUACGUACCGCCUGCCCGGUGUGUACCCCAAGGUCGCUGCCUUGCGCAUUGUCAUUGUCGUCGCCACCGUCGCGAUCGCGUGCGCGUGGGAAGAGCGCCUCCUCGACUUGUUGGACUUUACCGGUGCCUCGUCGAUUGCUGUGUCAUGCAUGAUCAUGCCGAUCGUGUUUUACUUGAAGCAAUUUGGCAACCGUAUCGGUGUCGUCGAGAAGAUCUGGGCAUACUUUGCCGUCAUCGUGUCGCUCGUGCUGGGUGCGUACGUCACGUACAUUUCGGCCGACCCGCUGUUCAACCCGCCGUCGGGUCCGGCCCCCAAGCCCACGUGGGACAACAUUAAGUUUCCUUUCUGCCCUGCCGACUCGAGUUACGCUCGCAUCACGUUCACCAACGUGUCGUACCACCAAAACUUGACCUCCUUGGCCAUCUAA
Aphanomyces invadans is the source of this 585-nucleotide messenger RNA. RefSeq lists its product as hypothetical. The record is from RefSeq and is a predicted model, not a curated record. The coding region runs from base 1 to 585 and encodes 194 amino acids. Lineage: Eukaryota; Oomycota; Saprolegniomycetes; Saprolegniales; Verrucalvaceae. The transcript has a single exon.